Oncorhynchus mykiss (rainbow trout) is the source of this 702-nucleotide messenger RNA. The record is from RefSeq and is a predicted model, not a curated record. Lineage: Eukaryota; Metazoa; Chordata; Actinopteri; Salmoniformes; Salmonidae.
AUGGAGCUCUAUCCCAGCCAGGCCUACCAGCCUCCAGAUCACCCCAUGGAGCUCUAUCCCAGCCAGGCCUACCAGCCUCCAGAUCACCCCAUGGAGCUCUAUCCCAGCCAGGCCUACCAGCCUCCAGAUCACCCCAUGGAGCUCUAUCCCAGCCAGGCCUACCAGCCUCCAGAUCACCCCAUGGAGCUCUAUCCCAGCCAGGCCUACCAGCCUCCAGAUCACCCCAUGGAGCUCUAUCCCAGCCAGGCCUACCAGCCUCCAGAUCACCCGAUAGAGCUCUAUCCCAGCCAGGCUUACCAGCCUCCAGAUCACCCCAUGGAGCUCUAUCCCAGCCAGGCUUACCAGCCUCCAUAUCACCCCAUGGAGCUCUAUCCCAGCCAGGCCUACCAGCCUCCAGAUCACCCCAUGGAGCUCUAUCCCAGCCAGGCCUACCAGCUGCUGGACAACCCUGCAGAACUCUAUCCCAGCCAGGCCUACCAGCCUUCAGAUCACCCCAUGGAGCUCUAUCCCAGCCAGGCCUACCAGCCUCCAGAUCACCUCAUGGAACUCUAUCCCAGUCAGGCCUACCAGCCUCCAGAUCACCCCAUGGAGCUCUAUCCCAGCCAGGCCUACCAGCUGCUGGACAACCCUGCAGAACUCUAUCCCAGCCAGGCCUACCAGCCUCCAGAUCACCCCAUGGAGCUCUAUCCCAGCCAGGCCUAA